AUGAAGCAAGGGCUGCUCGCGGUGCUGCUGGCCGGGCUGGGCCUGGCGUGCUUCGCGCCCCAGGGGCUCGCCGUGGACGUGCACCUCGCCAACGCGGUGCCAGACGACUUCCCCGCGCUGAACGACGCGCUCCUGCUCGCCUCGCUGCAGGAGGACGACGCGGACCUGGACGAGCGGCGCGUCUGGCUGGACGGCGAGGAGUCCGACCGACGCGCGCGUCCGCGGCCCCGCGCCUCCAGGCCCGCCUCCUGCCACCGGCCCUGCGGCCAGGACGGCGACGACGAGCCGAUGAUCUGCUACUUCCGGUGGCGGGUGGAGGCCUACGUCACCAUGGGCAGGGCGUGUGGCGGCUGCCCGCGCAACGUGACGGACUGCACCUUGCCGCAGUGCGUGACCGCGGACGGCUACGAGAAGGGCGUGCUCACCGUCAACAGGAAGAUCCCCGGGCCGUCCAUUCACGUGUGCCGCGGCGACAUCGUGGUGGUGGACGUGAAGAACAUGAUGCCGGGCCGCUCCACCACCAUCCACUGGCACGGCAUGCGGCAGCGCGCCUCGCCGCACAUGGACGGCGUGCCCAUGCUCACGCAGUGCCCCAUCCCCGAGAACGGCAUCUUCCGCUACCGCUUCCGCGCCGAGGAGGUCGGCACGCACUUCUGGCACUCGCACGACGGCAUGCAGAAGAUGGACGGCAUCGUGGGCGCCAUGGUGGUGCGCGGGCCCCGCGACGAGGAGCCGUACGGCCACCUCUACGACUACGACCUGCGCUCGCACACCAUCCUGGUCACGGACUGGUUCCACACGGACGCGGACCAGCGCUUCCCGGGGCUGCAGCGACGCGAGAGCGGCCAGCUACCCGACUCGUACCUCAUCAACGGCCGCGGCAGCUACAGGCUGACGGUGGACUCGGAGGCGCCCUACGCCGUGUUCCGGGUGUCCCGGGGCCGCCGCUACCGCCUGCGCCUCAUCGGCGGCACGUGCGCGUCGUGCGCCUACUCCAUCACCGUGGAGGGCCACCGCCUCAAGCUCAUCGCCGUGGACGUGACGCCCGUGCGCGCCGUCGAGGUGGACACCCUCACCAUGUCACCCGGAGAACGGUACGACGUGAUCCUGGACGCGGACCAGCCCGUGGCGGCCUACUGGAUCCACGUGCGGGGCCUGGGGGCGUGCGCCCUGCUCGGCGCGCACCAGGUCGCCGUGCUGCGCUACUCGGAGGCGGGCGCGUCGCUGCCGACCUCGCGCCACCCGGGCCGAAUCGGCCUCCCCCUCGGCGUCGUGGUGGGCCCUGAGAACUCCAUCUGCGCGACGGAUAACCCUUCCGAAGUGUGCGUGCACCACCUCGAGUCGCUGCGGCCCGCGCCGCCCGCCGUCCUGGACCGCGACGUCAGCGUCCGCCUGCCGAUGGAGUUCAGCUUCCGGUUUUACAGUGACGAGGAGCUCUUCCGCUCCGACACCUUCCACCGCUUUUUCAUCCCGCCCCUGUUCCCGCCGGCCUCGGCCAGGGUGAACAACAUCAGCAACGUGCUGGGGCCGUCGCCUCUGCUGUCCCAGCUGGACAGCGUCCCGGAGCACCUGUUCUGCUCGCGGCAGAUGCUGGCCUCGUGCCAGCCGCGCGGCACCUGCGAGUGCCUGCAUCUCGUCAAGAUCCCCCUCGGCGAGGUGGUCGAGUUCGUCAUCGCGGACGCCGGCCGCAUCCGCAACGGACUCUCGCACCCGUUCCACGUGCACGGCAACUACUUCCGCAUCCUGGCCCUGGGGCUGUUCGCGCCCGGGCAGACCGUCGCCGACGUCACCCGGCUCCUGGACGCCGGCGAGAUCCCCUUCAGCCUGAGGCCCGUCGAGAAGGACACCAUCGCCGUGCCGUCCGGCGGGUACGCCGUGGUCAGGAUGGUCGCCGACAACCCAGGGUACUGGAUGUUCCACUGCCACUUCCUGUACCACUUGGUCGCGGGCAUGAGCGUGGUCCUGCAGGUGGGCGAACCAGACGACAUGGUUCCGACUCCGAGGGGCUUUACGACGUGUGGGGACUUCUUCUAGCUGUCGUGUCUUUUCGGUGCUAUUUCUUUAUGCUAGUCGCUUUUCUUGUCUUGUAAUACCAUUUCAAUGUAUUUAUUAAUUUCAAAAAUAAAUUAUUGACUUUUUUAAAA
Molecule: messenger RNA, 2144 nt
Organism: Thrips palmi
Lineage: Eukaryota; Metazoa; Arthropoda; Insecta; Thysanoptera; Thripidae
Product: laccase-1-like
Exons: 11
Coding region: 1-2034 (677 amino acids)
Biological process (GO): iron ion transport
Cellular component (GO): plasma membrane
Molecular function (GO): copper ion binding; oxidoreductase activity
Source: RefSeq, a predicted model, not a curated record